Molecule: messenger RNA, 1321 nt
Organism: [Candida] anglica
Lineage: Eukaryota; Fungi; Ascomycota; Pichiomycetes; Serinales; Debaryomycetaceae
Source: the annotation of a GenBank genome assembly
GGACUUUACAACUGUCCUAUACGGUACAAAGUAUAUGUAAUUCUUCAUAUCUUGACUAUGAAGCAGUCAACACGUGAUUACCCACAGAAUUUUGUAUGCUCAACAUAAAGCAAAACAAAAACGUUGAGCAACACAAACUACCCACGAGUGGAGUUUUGUGCAAGUGCGCGCGCGCAGCGCCGCGCACAACAGCCAAAAGUUUUAAUGGAAUCUCCACAUUAACAUAAGCUGUUCUAGUUCAAUAAUAAUCACGGCAACCAUGUUCAAUCGGGUCUUUGCAUGGCUUGUACGCUUUUUUGUUAGUAGUUUCCUUGUAUGGAUAGUACUCACCACGGUUAUACCGCAGACCGUUACCAAAUAUACACAUCCAGAUGUCCAAGUUGGGCAAUUCCAUAAAUCGUGGUACCCAUACCGGUCGCUUGUUGGUGAUCCUUCCCCCCUCACAAACUCCACCGUGUUGUUUGUGGUGGCACAUCCCGACGACGAGGUGAUGUUCUUCUCUCCGUCGGUUAUCGAGGCCUCGAAGCCUCAAAAUGGGAACUUGGUCCGCUUACUAUGUCUACUGAAUGGAGAUGCUUCUGAUGUUUCUAUGGGGACAAUUCGAGCUGCCGAAUUAAAACUGGCUGCACGUAUACUAGGAAUUCAUACUAAUGACGUUGAAGUUUUGGAAGAUGGUCAAUUCAAGGAUGGUAUGUCCGAAUCAUGGGAUAUAGACCAAGUGGCCGAUACCAUUGAACAGGCUGUUAGCUCAGCCAUAACUACCACCAUGGCCAAAUCCCCUAGUGUCACUACUGUUCGUGCUGCGCGUGAACAAAUUGUAGUUGUUACAUUUGAUUCCCAAGGGGUUUCAAAUCAUCCUAAUCACAUAUCUCUCCAUCAUGGUGCAGUCCAAUGGUACAAGAAGUACCAACGGUCCCAAGUGGAUACCAAACGCCCACGUGGAACAUCUCUAUUGUUCCUUCGCUCGCUUUCAUUUUUUGAAAAAUACCUGUUCACUCUUGUCACCAAUUGUGAGUUAUUCGCGGAACAUGUUUCAAGACUUGUUCUUGGCAACAUCUUCAAACUUAAUGUCAACAUUGCAUUUUUCAGUCGUGCAUCUGCCUCACUGCCGGUCACGUUCUAUUCGGAUUUAAACAUGUUGAGUGUUGCCUACGCAGCCAUGGCCUAUGGCCAUUUUUCUCAAAUGGUCUGGUUCCGUUAUGGUUGGUUAAUCUUCAGUAGGUACUUGACUUUCAACCAAUUAGUUCCUGUAGAAUAGAGCUCCCAUUCAUGAUUAUAUAGACCCUGUGAAAAUCACACAGAAUUCAUUACAGAACUUGUA